Messenger RNA from Arabidopsis lyrata subsp. lyrata, 1560 nucleotides. Its product is annotated as serine/arginine-rich splicing factor SR34A. Gene Ontology annotation, molecular function: mRNA binding. The record is from RefSeq and is a predicted model, not a curated record. Gene Ontology annotation, cellular component: ribonucleoprotein complex; nucleus; cytoplasm. The transcript has 14 exons. Bases 397 to 1302 code for a protein of 301 amino acids. Lineage: Eukaryota; Viridiplantae; Streptophyta; Magnoliopsida; Brassicales; Brassicaceae.
CAUAAGUUAAAGGAUAAAGUACAAACCCUAGUUUGAAUUCUCACGGCCGACGUAUCACUCAUCUAUUAAGCUCCUCCGAGUUUUGUUGGCUUCAGACCGAAUCUUCUCCGGCGCUGUAGCGUUUCCCCGAUGGCAAGCGCUUGGAACAUGAGCAUUGCAAUGGUUCAUAGGGAUAUAGACAGGGAAUGGGGAGAUCAAUGUGGACUUGUUUCAUAUUGUUUUUAUUAUUAUUGGAGAUUCAUGGGAACCAUCUGGAGAAAAAUAUAUAUUUCAAAUUUUUAAGUAGCUUUUGGAGCACAUUGGAGCAAAUAAGCAUUUGGAGCUUGUGGAGCACUGCUCUGACCCAGGAUUGCUCUCACUUGUUUCCUCUUUGGUUUAUUUUAACCUUCGGAAACAAUGAGUGGGCGAUUUUCUCGGUCAAUCUAUGUUGGUAACUUGCCUGGUGACAUAAGAGAACAUGAGAUUGAAGAUCUCUUUUACAAGUAUGGCCGCAUUGUCGAUAUUGAAUUGAAGGUUCCACCUCGGCCUCCAUGUUAUUGCUUUGUUGAGUUUGAGCAUUCCCGGGAUGCCGAAGAUGCCAUCAAGGGCCGUGAUGGCUAUAACUUUGAUGGCUGUCGCUUGAGGGUUGAGCUUGCCCAUGGUGGUCGAGGACAGUCUUCAAGUGAUCGUCGUGGUGGCUACGGUGGUGGUGGCGGCGGCGGCUAUGGUGGUGGAGGUGGUGGUGGGGGAUCAGCUCGGUUCGGCGUCUCACGACACUCUGAAUUCCGAGUUAUUGUGCGUGGGCUCCCAUCAUCUGCUUCAUGGCAAGAUUUGAAGGAUCAUAUGCGGAAAGCUGGUGAUGUGUGCUUUGCUGAGGUGACUCGAGACAGUGAUGGAACUUAUGGCGUUGUCGACUACACCAAUUAUGAUGACAUGAAGUAUGCGAUAAGGAAACUUGAUGACACAGAGUUCAGAAACCCCUGGGCUAGAGGUUUUAUCCGGGUUAAGAAAUAUGAAAGCUCCCGAUCAAGAAGCAGAAGCCCAAGCAGAAGCAGAAGCAGAAGCAGAAGCAGAAGUCGAAGUCGUAGCCGAGGCCGUGGUCGCAGCCGAAGCCGCAGCCGCAGCCUUAGCAGAAGCAAGAGCCCAAGGAAGGAUCUGAGUAAAUCACCAAAACGAUCCCUUUCCAGAUCGAUUUCAAAAUCUAGAUCGCCAUCUCCCGACAAUAAGAAGAGUUCCCCCAGGGCAAUGUCGAGAUCAAGGUCCAGGUCCAGGUCCAGGUCUCCGUCCAAAUCUCCUCCCAAGGUUCGUGAAGGCAGUGUAUGAUUUUGUUGGGCGGUGAAAAGAAAGAGUGCGAAAAUUCUCAAGUCAAGAUCCAUUCUAUAUGUGUUUUUACUGUUUUCGGAUAAUUGACAUCUUCUGCUGUUCUCUGCUUCUUUGCUCACAAAAAUGAUCAUCUUUAUACUAUUCUCUCUUGUUAUGUUAUGAAUGCUUCCGUGAACAUUACCAUACCUUUGAGUUUUGUAUGGUUCGCCUGUUCUUGUUUAACACUAUAAAGUCCUAGCGAACCCAGAUUUCUUAUCA